AUGCACUUCUACCACGUCGUGCUGCUCACGCUUCUCGCAGUCGCUGCUAUUAGCAUCGAUGCUCUUGCAUCUGCGGAGGUUUCCAAGCUAGCGGCUAUCAAAAUCACACCAACCAUUCGCUACAACGAUGGAAAACUGCUGCGAAGACUUAAUUUGGGAUACAAUGACCUUGACACCGAGGAUAGAGAUAUAUCCUCACUCAUCAGGCGGGCGCAAGUGUAUUACUGGACAAAAAUGGGGAAGUCGAAAGACUAUGUCAAGGAGGCGCUUGGACUGAAAGGAACUGAGCUGAAGAAGAAUCCGAAAUACAAGUACUACGAGGAGUUUAAAAUUAACUCAAGACGUCCCAUGGCUGUGGACAACUUAGAAACACGCCAGGUAAAGAAGUGGCUAUACGAUUAG
Messenger RNA from Phytophthora infestans T30-4, 402 nucleotides. Its product is annotated as secreted RxLR effector peptide protein, putative. The transcript has a single exon. The record is from RefSeq and is a predicted model, not a curated record. NCBI's taxonomy places the organism in Eukaryota, Oomycota, Peronosporomycetes, Peronosporales, Peronosporaceae. The coding region runs from base 1 to 402 and encodes 133 amino acids.